Molecule: messenger RNA, 1874 nt
Organism: Pangasianodon hypophthalmus (striped catfish)
Lineage: Eukaryota; Metazoa; Chordata; Actinopteri; Siluriformes; Pangasiidae
Exons: 4
Coding region: 218-820 (200 amino acids)
Source: RefSeq, a predicted model, not a curated record
UCGAAGACCUCCUCAGAGUUUCAGGUACAGGAAAAUGCCUGUGUAACCAGUCUCGUAGCUUGGUUUACAUCUUACGGCACUGGGCUGGUAGGCUUAAGGUGAAAUAUAAACACUCCUGCUGCUGCAUGAAAAGAAUGAUGAAGAAAAACGGUUAUUUUCAGUUUUUCCAUUAGAUGGAAAGUUUUUCAGUUCAUCUAGCUGAUGAGAAGAGCUCAGGAUGUAUGGGGGGAUUUGGGCCUGGAUUUUGGUGCUUGUGCUACGCUGUUGGAGUGGUCUGAGCCAGCAGGUGCCCUUCAUCCCAGCAAACUGCAAUGACGACAUUAGAUUGCCGUGCAGCGUCAGUGAUCCAGGUAGCAAUUAUCGCUAUAUGGUCUGGUACAGAAAUGACACUGCCAUCAUUAAAAGGAAGAUCAAUGAAGUGACAUUUUAUAACAAGUCCUCUCCUGCAUCUCUGGGAGUUCAAGACACACUGGUGUUACAGAAUGUGCAGCCGUCUGACUCUGGAUAUUACCAAUGCUUCUUGGCUGCAGAAGUUGGCAAAAAAGACAGACAGUCAUUUGUCUCACUCACAGUUUCAGAGUGUGUGACUGUUAGUCCAACCUGGACUACAUCUGGAAAUCUGUGCAUUCUUGAUGUAGUAGAAAUUUCUAUUCUGUGGUCUCUGACUGGUUUUAGUCUUAUCAGCCUGUCUAAAAUCAUCUUCUGCUUCAUAACUGUCAAAGUUUGCAAGCGGCGCAGAGGAAGUGAAGCGAGACACAGAAGCGGGAGACGGAGAAACGAUUGUCACAAACACAGGGAGUUUUUUUCACCAACCCACUAACUAACUCUCCCCAUAACACGACAACUGCUACCCGGGGUGGGGGGAGGGGGACUCCUCUGAGACAUGUGAAGCUAGCCAACCACAUAUUUUCAAACUACUGCUUAUGCUACGUUACAGGGAAGUGUAUCACACACACAAGAAAGCACUAUCUGCCCUAUUCUGCAUAUAUGAGCUUACAGAUCCCUGCGAUUGGCUAGUGUUGUUCUGAUUGACAGGGGAGAUAGUGAAUGCCAUCCCUCCUAUCCUGGGAGCAUAGCCAAUUUUUGCUCUCUUGACACACAGAUGGCUGUGGUAUCAUCAGGAUUUGAACUCAUGACCUCUCGAUGAAAGGUUGAACACUUUUUUGUGCCAUUCAGGAGAUAAGCGAGGCUUCUUCUAACCCAAAAGUAGCACAUAGGCAGAAAGUGGCCAAUCUCAGAGCUGCAAUAAUUGGUAACUAAUAUGAAGGUUAAGCAGUAUUAAAACCUCUCACAAAUAUAGGUAUAAAAUGCCAAAAAUAUGUACAUACAUUCCUGAAUAGUUGUUGCACAAAUGAAAGCCAUCUUUUGUAAAUGCAUAAAACAUACUAUAAUACAUGAAUGCAUUUUAAGACUUUUGUAUGUGUACUCUGCAAUUUUGAAUAUGAAUUUGCAACAAAUUGUGUCCACAGAGCAUUGCUAUUCUCACUAAUAACAGUUUCAGAUAUUUAUGGCUUGCUCUAACAGAAUGAUCCUCUGCUAUGGUGUAUUUUCUAUUAUUUAUUUGUCACUGUACCACUGUUGUCAUUCUGGUCUGAUUCAUUUACUACUGAUGUCACAGUUCAAGGCUGGAUUGGGACACAAAACUUUACUGAGAAUUUAAAGUUUCUGGCAGCUUUCAGGACUGAAAAAUCAUGAAAUUGAUUUUUGUUCUUCAGUAACCGCAUCAUUCUACUAAUGAUCACGGUGGAUCCAGAGCCUAUCCUGGGAACAUCAAGCACAUGGCAGGAAUACGAGUUGGUGAUAGUCUAUAGGUGGUUAGUUGACUGUUUGUAAAGCGUCUAAAGUUUCUCUCCAAAUAAAGUGCUAACAGUUGA